CGGGACGGGGGGCUGUGUGGGCUGCUGAAGGAGAUCGUCAGCGCCGAGGAGGAGGGGCUGCAGUGGGCGAAGACGGCGCUGAGCUGCGUUCUGACCGCGUGCCGAUGGCUCUCCUCCCUGCACGGCUCCCUCCUCCCACACCUCUCGCUGACCAGUGAGGAUAUGAUUGCUGCCUUCUCCCAGGCGGUCGACUGGGCCGGCUGCAGCAUCCGUGCCUUCGCCUGGCAUCCACACACCAGCAAAUUCGCCGUGGCUCUGCUGGACGACUCCGUGCGGGUCUACAACUCGAGCAGUGCCACCAUCCCAUCGCUGAAGCAUCGUCUGCAGAGGAACGUGGCCGCCGUCGCCUGGAAGCCGCUGUGUGCCUCCAUCCUGGCCGUCGCCUGCCAGAGCUGCGUCCUCGUGUGGCACCUGGACCCCACGUCCCUCUCCACCAGACCCUCAUCUGGCUGCGCUCAGGUGCUGUCCUACCCUGGGCACAGCCCUGUCACCAGCCUGGCGUGGGCACCCAGCGGGAAGCUGCUGCUCUCGGCCUCACCUGUGGACACGGCCAUGCUGGUAUGGGAUGUGUCCACCGAGAACUGCGUCCAGCUGCAGUGGUUCGGGGGCGGUGGGGUCACCUUCUUGGCGUGGUCCCCCGAUGGCAGCAAGGUCCUGGCAGCCACCCCUUCAGCAGUGUUCAAAGUGUGGGAAGCUCAGAUGUGGACGUGUGAGAAGUGGCCCACGAUCAAAGGGCGCUGCCAGACGGGGUGUUGGAGCCCUGAUGGCAGCCGGCUGCUCUUCACAGUGCUGGGGGAGUCCGUCAUCUACUCCUUGUCCUUCUCUGAGUACAGGGGGGACAUGCAGGGCCAGGUGGGAGGUUCGAAAACAGCUUCCAUCGUGGCAGAUCUGUCAGAGACCACCUUCGAGACGCCCUACGGGGAGGAGAGGGUCGGCGGAGCUGUGCAGUCCAUGGUGUGGGACCCCACCGGGGAGAGGCUGGCUGUGAUCAUCCGAGGAAAUCCCAGCGCUGAGGGGACGCAAACCGUGGUGGCCGUGUUCCGUAUCCGCAACAGCCCCGUGUUUGAGCUCCUGCCGUGCGGAUUCCUGAGGGGGGAGCAGAGCGCCGAGCCGCAGCUCAUCGCCUUCCACCCCUGCUUCGAGAAGGGAGCGCUGCUGACCGUGUGCUGGUCCACGGGGACCAUCAGCCACAUCCCCUUCUUCUUCCUGAGCUCCCGCCUGCCCUACGGCAGCCCCGGCCGCAGCCCCGCCGUGGUGACGGCCAGCAGCAGCGUGCGGGAGCAGCCGCUCUUCUCAGAGCUCUGACAGCAGCUCAGGACAUUUGGGGUCUGUUCCCUGUUCCCCGGGACACCGCGGGGCUGCGGUCCCUUCCUGUACCCCUGCAGGUUCUGCACGGCUCCGUGCUCUCAAUUCUGUGGAAUGUGGGGUUCAGCCGUCGAGCGCCGUGCAGAUUAAAGGUGGCUCCUCCUCCCCA
Lagopus leucura (white-tailed ptarmigan) is the source of this 1474-nucleotide messenger RNA. RefSeq names its product aladin-like. Lineage: Eukaryota; Metazoa; Chordata; Aves; Galliformes; Phasianidae. Gene Ontology annotation, molecular function: protein binding. Gene Ontology annotation, cellular component: nuclear pore. The annotation marks the transcript as partial. The transcript is spliced from 14 exons. Gene Ontology annotation, biological process: nucleocytoplasmic transport. The record is from RefSeq and is a predicted model, not a curated record.